Diaporthe citri is the source of this 987-nucleotide messenger RNA. RefSeq lists its product as uncharacterized. Gene Ontology annotation, biological process: transmembrane transport. The record is from RefSeq and is a predicted model, not a curated record. The coding region runs from base 1 to 987 and encodes 328 amino acids. The transcript is spliced from 2 exons. Gene Ontology annotation, molecular function: transmembrane transporter activity. Lineage: Eukaryota; Fungi; Ascomycota; Sordariomycetes; Diaporthales; Diaporthaceae.
AUGUCUCCCAAAGUAGAGCAGCUCAAAGAUGAGGGCACCCGUCUCCAGGUCGUCACGGCCGGCGCCGUGGCCGGCCUGAUAUCGCGCUUCGUCAUCGCGCCCCUCGACGUCGUCAAGAUCCGCCUGCAGCUCCAAUCGCACUCCCUCUCCGACCCCCUCUCCUACGAGCACAUCCGCGGGCGCGGGCCGAUCUACAAGGGCACCAUGUCGACCUUCAGGACCAUCCUCGCGAACGAGGGGCUCACGGGCCUGUGGAAGGGCAAUGUCCCCGCCGAGCUCAUGUAUGUCAGCUACUCGGCCAUCCAAUUCACAACCUACCGCUCCACGACGCAGCUGCUGCGCAGGGCCGCGGGCAGCGAGCACGCCAUCCCGGGCGCGGCAGAGAGCUUCCUGGCCGGCGCAUCGGCUGGCGCCGCGGCGACAGCAGCCACAUACCCGCUGGACCUGCUGCGGACGCGAUUCGCGGCGCAGGGCAACGACGACCGCGUGUACACAUCGCUGCGGCGCGCCGUGGCGCAGAUCUACCGCGACGAAGGGCCCCGCGGCUUCUUCCGCGGGCUUGCGCCGGGCCUGGGCCAGAUCGUGCCGUUCAUGGGCAUGUUCUUCGCUGCGUACGAGGCGCUGCGCCCGCCGCUGGCCACCCUCGACCUGCCCUUUGGCGGGGGCGACGCCCUGGCCGGCACACUGGCCAGCGUCAUGUCCAAGACGGGGGUGUUCCCGCUCGACACGGUCAGGAAGAGGAUCCAGGUGCAGGGCCCGACGCGCGCGAGGUACGUGCACAAGAACAUCCCCGACUACAUCGGGCUCGGCACCUUGGGGACGAUGCGAUCUAUCCUGCGGACGGAGGGCAUCAGGAGUCUGUACAGGGGGCUAACUGUCAGUCUGCUCAAGGCUGCGCCGGCGAGCGCGGUCACGGUGUGGACUUAUGAGAGGGUGCUCAGUACGCUCAUAAGCCUGGAUGGUGCGAGCAAGGAGAAGAGCUUGUAA